CAGAAAAAAAAAUACUAAAAGAAAACACAAUUAAAUUCUAGUAUGUAGCUAAUAUUAUAAUCUGGGGUGUCCAGCUGCAUGUUUCAGUACAUGAUCUCAAUCUGAUCUGGCUGGGGCUGUGUAUUCAAAUUUCAUUUACUAGUAUUAUACUAUUGUAAUUAAUGGUCGUUGUUGCAAGAAAGAAAGUCACAUUUUUUAAGCUCAAAUUUCAUUUUCAAUUUUAGUUAGUUAUUCUAUAGUACUAGUACCUUCUUUCCUUUUUCUUUAUCCCUACUCUAUAGUGUCAUGUCGGUACUAAUUCUUGAAAACUAAGUUCUAAAGUUCCCUUCAACACCAUUUUUCUUUGUUGUUUUUUGGUGAAAGUAGAGAGAGAGAAUUAUGGGGGAGACUCACAAUCAUGACCACCAGCACCAAAACCAUAACCAUAACCCCAACCCCAACCACAACCACCAGCCACCACAGGCGGCUGGGCCACCAGUAAUGCCUCUUGGUUCAGCCAAAGGACCACUUUUUCCACCUGCAGAGCAACUACUUCAGCUUCACUACUGCAUACACUCUAAUCCUUCUUGGCCUCAAACUGUUUUGCUGGCUUUCCAACACUACAUAGUUAUGCUUGGAACUACAGUAAUGAUAGCCACGAUUCUGGUACCUCAGAUGGGUGGGGGUCCGGGUGACAAAGCUCGAGUUAUCCAGUCUUUGCUUUUCACAUCAGGAGUGAAUACUCUUCUGCAAACCCUUUUUGGCACAAGACUUCCCACUGUGAUGGGUCCGUCAUUUGCUUACAUCAUAUCAGCCCUGUCGGUAAUUAACGAUCUCUCUGACGAUAAUUUCAGGAGUGAGCAUCAGAGAUUCGAGCACACUAUGAGAGCUAUUCAAGGGUCGUUGAUAGUGUCUUCCUUUAUCAACAUAAUACUUGGAUAUGGGCAAGCCUGGGGAAAUCUUACUAGGUUUUUUAGUCCUGUUGUCAUUACGCCGCUCGUUUGUGUUUUAGGUCUUGGUUUGUUUGGUAGAGGCUUUCCUCAGGUGGGUGAUUGUAUUGAGAUUGGCCUACCCAUGUUAAUUCUACUUAUCAUUUCCCAGCAGUAUAUGCAACGUGUUCAUCCAGCUGCCCAAUCCAUACUUGAAAGGUUUGCUUUGCUCCUCUGCGUUGGGCUUAUCUGGGCUUUUGCUGCUAUUCUUACUGUUGCUGGUGCUUACAACCAUGUGAAGGAGCGAACUGAGCUGAGCUGCCGAAUUGACCGUUCGUUCCUUUUGUCAUCUGCUCCAUGGAUCAGAGUCCCUUACCCUUUCCAGUGGGGAACUCCCAUAUUCAGAGCUGGCAGUGUCUUUGGAAUGAUGGGUGCUGCACUUGUCUCAUCAGCAGAGUCAACAGCAACUUUUUAUGCUGCAUCAAGGCUUGCAGGUGCGACACCCCCUCCAGCGCAUGUUGUUAGUAGAAGCAUUGGCCUACAGGGUCUAGGACAACUCUUUGAUGGGUUCUUUGGUGCUGUUGUUGGCCAUACUGCAUCUGUCGAAAAUGUCGGCCUUCUGGGACUAACUCGUGUUGGAAGUAGAAGAGUUGUUCAGAUUUCUACUGCUUUCAUGAUCUUCUUCUCUAUAUUUGGAAAAUUUGGAGCAUUCUUUGCUCAAAUUCCGUUGCCCAUAUUUGCAGCUAUCUACUGCAUCUUAUACGGUAUAGUUGCUGCUAUUGGUAUUUCCUUCAUCCAAUUCGCCAACAAAAACUCGAUGCGGAAUAUAUAUGUGCUCGGAAUCUCUCUAUUCCUCGGUAUAUCAAUACCCCAAUACUUUGUAAUGAACACAGAUGUUUCUGGUCAUGGACCUGUUAGAACUACAGCUGGAUGGUUCAACGACAUAUUGAACACGAUCUUCUCUUCACCUCCUACUGUGACAACGAUUGUCGGGACAUUCGUAGACAACACACUCGAAGCGAGACACUCGAUUGAUGAUAGAGGCGUCCCAUGGUUGGUUCCCUUCCAGAGGAGGAAAGGAGAUAGUAGAAAUGAUGAGUUUUAUAGUUACCCUCUUAGAAUUAAUGAGUAUAUCCCUAGUAGAUUUCUGUGAUAACUUAUACAUCCAUGUAUAUGACUGUAACAAGGUGUAUGACAAAUUUUCUUUUUAGCUCACAACUUAGCCUUUUUAUCCUUUCAUUUCAAUUCUGUCGCAUGAAAUUUGUGAACAUCAGACAUCUGAGGCCUGCAAGUUUUGAUGAUGCAUAGCCAGUAGGAAGGUAUGGCAAUUUCAUUUCAGUUUA
Lycium ferocissimum is the source of this 2251-nucleotide messenger RNA. Its product is annotated as nucleobase-ascorbate transporter 3. Gene Ontology annotation, biological process: transmembrane transport. Gene Ontology annotation, cellular component: plasmodesma; plasma membrane. The record is from RefSeq and is a predicted model, not a curated record. The transcript is spliced from 14 exons. The coding region runs from base 379 to 2061 and encodes 560 amino acids. Gene Ontology annotation, molecular function: transmembrane transporter activity. NCBI's taxonomy places the organism in Eukaryota, Viridiplantae, Streptophyta, Magnoliopsida, Solanales, Solanaceae.